Anneissia japonica is the source of this 1453-nucleotide messenger RNA. RefSeq names its product kappa-type opioid receptor-like. Bases 56 to 1135 code for a protein of 359 amino acids. Gene Ontology annotation, molecular function: G protein-coupled receptor activity. The transcript has 2 exons. Gene Ontology annotation, biological process: G protein-coupled receptor signaling pathway. Gene Ontology annotation, cellular component: plasma membrane. The record is from RefSeq and is a predicted model, not a curated record. NCBI's taxonomy places the organism in Eukaryota, Metazoa, Echinodermata, Crinoidea, Comatulida, Comatulidae.
AAAGAGGACAGAGAGCUCUAAACCGACAAGCAAUACUACUGAUUUCUUCGGCAGAAUGUCAAGUGUCAAUACCGGAUCACACAAACACGUUCCGAUAGAAAAUACUGACAACUCAAUUAACUAUAAUGAAUAUUGGGCUGAUCACAUAGAACCGUUAUUGUAUACGGAUUUGGACAAAGUUAUCAUCCCCAUCAUUAUGCCUAUCGUGGUCACCAUCGGUAUCAUUGGUAACGUAUUGACAAUUAUCGUGAUUGCAAGUAAAAACUGCAUGCACACACCUGUUAACAUGUACUUUGCAAAUUUAGCAAUAGCUGAUACGUUGUUCCUAAUAAAUGCAUCUGGUUAUAGAUGGAACUCUUAUAUUAAAAGUCCGGUAAUUGAUACAUAUGACAUUGGUGAAACACCGAAAUGGUUUUGUCCACUAAACGGCUUCCUCGAGAAUGCAGGGGUAGACGUGGCACUCUUAACAAUGUUCUGGCUGUCCGUUGAACGCUAUAUGGCAAUCUGCAGACCUUUUAAGUUCAAACAAAGUGGAUUCGGGAUUUGUUCCAUGUCUAUAAAGAUCUGUGGCAUCAUCUGGUUUUUAGGUUUGUCUUGGAAUGUAUAUUUUCUGGUUGGGGAACAUACAUUCACGUACGAAAUAAGUUGGCCUAUCAUUGCUGUCGAUACUUUGCCAAAUACUUUUACAAUCUGUGUUCUUAGAUGGUACGAAUUCCAUGUAAUUUAUUGGUACGUAACUCGAGCACUCAAUGUGUUGAUGAUUGUGAUCAUUGUAGCUCUUUACACGGCGAUGCUGAUUUCUCUGCGGAAGUCGCGAGGUAUAGCAAUUAGUUCGGCCGGAAGGGAACCAACAUCGAAAUCAGAAUGUAAAGUUUUUUUGACAGUAUUUGUAACUGUUACGGUUUAUGUUGUUUGCACUGCACCAUUUUACAUAUAUGUGGUAUUAUUUAGGAAUGGUAUUGCACAAUUAAACCAUUCACCAAUAAAUAUUUACCGUUUGAUGUUUUAUAUAAAUUCAUCGGUAAAUCCUGUGAUAUAUAAUGGAAUGAAUUAUAAUUUCAGACGAGCAUUUUAUGACGUAUAUUGUAGCAGAUGUAGUAGAAAAAAGAACAUACAUACCAAUGUACAAAUUUAGACACUUGACACAAAGAUUAAAAAUAAUCUGAUAUUUACGAAUUCGUCAUGAAUUUCGGCAUUUUCAGUUUACUAGACAACUCUCAAAAGAAUGGAAAUUUAAAAUAGAAUUUUCACGAAUUAUAGGUUUUAGUAAUAAAAUAAAUAUGUUAGUUUCAAAACUUUGUCCGAGCUUCUCGGCGUCGACCUCUAGACCCAGUCGGAGGUUGGCUUCGUUGUAUUACAGUAUUUAGCAAAAUUCAGCUUUUAUUAGAAUUUGGCUAAUUUAAUGACAGCUUCAGGGGUGGAUCUAGGAUGAAUUUUGCGGGGGGGGGGUCCU